GGCCGGCUCCGCAGCCCCGCGCAGGCGCCCCAGGGCCGCGCCGAACCAAGCCCCUCCUGCUCCCUCUAGGAGUCAAAAUGGCGGCGAGGGGAACCUGGAGCAGUCCCGGAGCCUGAACCACUGACAGGAGCGGAGAGGGCGGCGGCGACGGCAAGAGGAGGAUGGCCGGGGGUGCUGGCGCCGGUGCGGACGGUGGUGCUAGUGGCGGCGGCGGCGGGGGCGACGGCAACGGUCCCAGCGGCGGCAGCAGCAGCGGCGGGAGGAGCCUCCGGGAAAUGGAUGAAAAGAGGCUGCUGGAUCCAGGAUUGAAGGUUCAUAAAGGCCUCUGGGAUUAUCCUCUGAAAAACCAGCCGAUGGGAUGCCUGAGUGACUAAAGACAAUGGGUGCUAAUGCAUCUAACUAUCCUCAUUCCUGUUCCCCACGAGUAGGGGCUAACUCACAAGCCCAGCAGACCUUUAUAGGAACAUCAUCCUAUUCUCAGCAAGGCUAUGGUUGUGAAUCCAAAUUAUAUAGCCUUGACCAUGGCCAUGAGAAACCACAAGACAAAAAAAAGAGAACCUCUGGCCUUGCCACCCUCAAAAAGAAGUUUAUUAAGCGUCGAAAAUCUAACCGGUCUGUUGAUCACUCCAAGCAGAUGCGAGAGCUCCUCUCUGGGUGGGAUGUUCGAGAUGUCAAUGCAUUAGUGGAGGAGUAUGAGGGAACGUCAGCCUUAAAGGAACUUUCUCUACAAGCCAGUUUGGCUCGGCCAGAAGCCCGGACAUUACAGAAAGACAUGGCUGAUCUUUAUGAAUACAAGUAUUGUACUGAUGUAGACUUAAUAUUUCAAGAAACUUGUUUUCCUGUUCACCGUGCCAUUUUGGCGGCAAGGUGUCCAUUUUUUAAAACGCUGCUUUCUUCCUCCCCCGAGUAUGGAGCAGAGAUAGUAAUGGACAUCAGCACAGCUGGUAUCGAUAUGCCCAUGUUUUCUGCUUUGUUACACUACCUUUACACAGGAGAGUUUGGGAUGGAGGACUCGAGGUUUCAAAAUGUUGAUAUCCUUGUUCAGCUUAGCGAAGAAUUUGGAACACCAAAUUCCCUCGAUGUGGAUAUGCGUGGACUCUUCGACUACAUGUGUUAUUAUGAUGUUGUUCUUAGUUUUUCUUCAGACUCUGAACUGGUUGAAGCUUUUGGUGGAAAUCAGAACUGUUUAGACGAAGAGCUCAAAGCUCACAAGGCUGUUAUCUCAGCACGGUCUCCAUUUUUCCGAAAUUUGUUACAAAGGAGGAUACGGACUGGUGAAGAGAUCACAGACCGAACUUUGAGGACUCCCACAAGAAUUAUAUUGGAUGAGUCCAUUAUACCAAAAAAAUACGCAAAAGUUAUAUUACACUGUAUGUAUACUGACUUGGUGGACCUCUCCGUUUUGCACUGUACCCCCUCUGUGGGGAGUCUCAGUGAAGUUCAGGCUCUCGUCGCUGGGAAGUCAAACAUGACGAGAGCCGAAGAAGCCAUGGAACUCUACCACAUAGCACUGUUUUUGGAAUUUAACAUGCUUGCACAAGGCUGUGAGGAUAUCAUUGCUGAGAGCAUCUCAUUAGAUACCUUAAUUGCCAUCCUCAAGUGGAGCUCGCACCCAUAUGGCUCUAAGUGGGUGCACCGGCAAGCUUCCCAUUUCCUCUGUGAGGAAUUUUCCCAGGUCAUGACUUCGGAUGUUUUUUAUGAACUCAGCAAAGACCAUCUCCUUACUGCUCUCCAGUCUGACUACCUACAGGCAAGUGAACAAGAUAUCCUUAAAUACCUGAUGAAAUGGGGAGAGCAUCAGCUGAUGAAAAGAAUAGCAGAUAGAGAGCCCAAUUUACUGAGCGGCACUGCUCAUAGUGUGAGCAAGAGAGGUGUAAAGAGGCGAGACCUGGAUGUCGAAGAGCUCAGAGAGAUCCUUUCUUCUCUCUUACCUUUUGUGCGGAUCGAGCACAUCUUGCCUGUAAGCAGUGAGGCCUUCAGUGAUGCCUUGAAAAGAGGAUUGAUAAGUACUCCUCCAUCAGAUAUGCUUCCUACAACAGAAGGAGGAAAGUCAAAUGCCUGGUUACGUCAGAAAAAUGCUGGUAUAUAUGUUCGUCCUCGGCUCUUCUCCCCCUAUGUGGAAGAAGCGAAGUCGGUGCUAGACGAGAUGAUGGUGGAACAGACAGACCUUGUGCGUUUGCGAAUGGUUCGAAUGUCCAACGUGCCAGACACACUUUACAUGGUCAGUAAUGCCGUGCCCCAGUGUUGUCACAUGGUUAGCCACCAACAGAUCAGCAGUAACCAGUCCAGCCCGCCUUCAGUCGUAGCCAACGAAAUUCCAGUCCCACGUCUGCUUAUUCUGAAAGACAUGGUCAAGCGCCUGCAGGAACUCCGACACACCGAGCAGGUGCAGCGAGCCUACGCACUCAACUGUGGGGAGGGCGCCACCGUCAGCUACGAGAUCCAGAUUCGUGUCCUGAGAGAGUUUGGUCUUGCCGAUGCUGCCGCAGAGCUCCUGCAGAAUCCACACAAGUUCUUUCCUGAUGAACGUUUCGGGGAUGAAAGUCCACUCUUGACAAUGAAACAGUCUGGACGAUGUCGGGUUAACAGCACCCCAACCGCAGAAACCAUGUUUACAGAUCUGGACUCUUUUGUGGCCUUCCAUCCACCUUUGCCCCCUCCUCCACCUCCAUACCACCCCCCAGCCACCCCAAUCCAUAACCAACUCAAAGUGGGCUGGAAACAGAGACCUCCCAGUCAGCCUCCUUCACGGUCCUUUUCUUAUCCCUGCAACCAUUCCCUGUUUCACUCCAGAACCCCUCCCAAAGCUGUCCCUCCCCCCGUCUACCUGCCAAGUGUGAAAGCAGCGCCCCCCGAUUGUACGAACCCUGCAGGACUGGGGAGGCAGACAGUGGCUGCCGCCGCCGCCGCUACCACAUCCACAACCACAGCAGCUGAGAAACAAGCGUGUCCUCAGCCUGUGCUGAAUGACCUAAUGCCAGAUAUUGCCAUGGCCGUGUCCACAUUGUCACUCAAGGACAGGAGGCUUCCCGAACUUGCCGUAGACACAGAAUUAAGUCAGUCUAUCUCUGAAGUUGGACCGGGGCCACCCCAGCAUCUGUCACGUGUUCCACAGAGGCACACGCACACCUCUCAGAAGAAACACACGCUAGAACGGAAACCAGAUCCAAAAGGAAAUCUACAGGAACGCCAAGAUUUCUAUGGCUUCUCAAGCACAGCUUGUAGACCACCUUCUCCUGCUCCCAGCAGACGUAGCCCUCCCCCGCCCCAUGGUGGAUAUCUGGGGCCCGAUUUGUACAGCCACAGUAAGGCAUCACCAAGUGGCUUAAAGUCAGCCCACCCAUCUAAUCAGACAUCCCCUCAAAAACAGGAAGAAUCUAGGAGAGAACACCCGCUGCCCCCCGAUGGGCAUCUAUACAAACAGAAGAAGGGGCCUAUCCACCUGGAUGUGGUCGAACAGCCUCCCCAGCAGUGCGAAAACACUGGGACUGGGUCAGCCCACGGCAGGGGGCAGACAGCAGGAGAAACAGACUUGACUUUUGGGCUGACUUCUAACAGACCUUCCCAUCCCGCAUGUAAUGCUGAGACAGCAGAAGAGAGGUCUACUAGGAGACUGGCAGACAGUGAGUCCCUGGGCCACGGAGCCCCGAGAAACCCGGAUUUGGAGAGAGAGGAUUCCGGAAGCAGAGGAAGAAGAUCACCAAACAAGCCCGACUUCCUCUACAAAAAGUCUGCCCUCUGACAGCAGCCUCCGCGUCGUCUGUGCCUGAGAUGUGAGACACCCCAGUGACGAUGCGGCCCAGCAACUUACAGACCAGUUCACAAUGCCAGCUGAUAGCUCGGGCUCCCAUGACCUUAUCCUCGGUUUUGUACAUAUCUGUUUAUUAGAUACAGCAUGCUAAGAGGGUUAUUUUGAAUGCUGCAUCUGUCUCUCUUGUGUUUGAACACUUGUGUGGGGAAGCAUUUUUAAGAGCAAACAAGCUGGCAUUUUUUUCUCUUUACAAAUGAUGGAAUUUUUUUGUACUUGUACAUUUAUUUUAUCUGUAUUGGUUUUAUAUUUGUCUGCUAAACUAUCGGCACAUUUAAAGGACUGUAUUUUCAUACUUUUUUGCAUUUUACCUUUCAUCUGCCGAUUCCUGUGUGCAUUGGAUUGCACACUCAGAUGUAUUUUCUUAUGAAAUAGUUCUGUGUUUAUUUUUUAAUUAUAGAAAUUCCAAAGAACAGCACAUCAAAAUCUUCCUCUCUUUUUCAGUCAUAAUUUGAGUUCCGAACCCUUCCUGCUCAAUCUCCAUUAAUCUAAUGUCUUUUCUUUUUCCGUCCGUGUCGGGAGCUAGUGUCCAUUCCUCUGGCGGGAGUCCACACAGGAUCCUGACCUUUCCUGGUUCCGUCAGGCCCGCGGGAGGAGAACCGCCUCCGCAUCCAGGUGCAGCGGGUUGAUUUGUCCACAGUGUGGA
This is a messenger RNA of Chrysochloris asiatica (Cape golden mole), 4454 nucleotides long. RefSeq names its product BTB (POZ) domain containing 7 (gene BTBD7). Bases 380 to 3742 code for a protein of 1120 amino acids. The transcript has 11 exons. NCBI's taxonomy places the organism in Eukaryota, Metazoa, Chordata, Mammalia, Afrosoricida, Chrysochloridae. The record is from RefSeq and is a predicted model, not a curated record. Gene Ontology annotation, molecular function: protein binding. Gene Ontology annotation, biological process: regulation of branching involved in salivary gland morphogenesis; morphogenesis of a branching epithelium.